Alternaria postmessia is the source of this 3174-nucleotide messenger RNA. RefSeq lists its product as uncharacterized. Gene Ontology annotation, biological process: proteolysis. Bases 1 to 3174 code for a protein of 1057 amino acids. Gene Ontology annotation, molecular function: calcium-dependent cysteine-type endopeptidase activity. The record is from RefSeq and is a predicted model, not a curated record. The transcript has 5 exons. Lineage: Eukaryota; Fungi; Ascomycota; Dothideomycetes; Pleosporales; Pleosporaceae.
AUGGCUGACCGGGCCGCUCAGCUUGAGGCUUGUAAAGCUGCUGCAAGCAACUACCGCUCCCAGCUUCAGACAGCCGCUACCAAAGAUGAGGCGCUCACCCUGGCCAUCAGUGUGGCUGAGAAUCUAAUGAAAGCGCUCAAACUGUCGUCGAAUCCAGACGAAAAGAAACAAAUUAAGGCCCAAUGCGGAGAGAUGAUGAAUGUUGCCGAUCGCAUCAAGAAAACAGAAACAUGGACACCCUUAGUCGCACCACAGCCCUCAAAUGCAAGAGACGAGCGGUUCGGUCGGUGGGCUGCCCAGGUCGCUGGAAGUACGACUCCCGGUAUAGCCUUUGGAGACUCUACUACUCGUUCGAACACAUCACGUGGUGAUCUUUCUUCAACUACAGGGCCUGUCAGCGGUCCAGCAGCUUCAGGUAAAUCGUCAGCUUCUUCUUCAUCAGCAUUCAUUCAUCAUUCAGAUGUUUCUUCAACAGUUCCUUCUAUCAAGCAAGCUAUCUAUGAAGAUUCCAUGCCACUUAUCGAUCUUUCGGAUGAUCCUGUUCCAGUCGACACACCAAGCGCAAUCACUGAUGUAUGGCACGAAGAUAGCUCAAACGCCAAGAUUGGCCACGAUCACCACACAAAAGACAUUCACAAUGUGGAACUAGAUCCAUCUGCGACGCCACACUUCCCUGUUCCACAGCCUCAGCCGAAGGCACCUGCUCCGCAAGCAGCGGACCUAACACCAUCGACUGUACCCCACGCUCAGAUACACAGGCUACGGGAGCCAGUUUCAAGCAGGAAGUUGCCCGCAAAAGAGAGCAUCAUCUUAUUGAAGGCUUCCAUAGUCAAUGGCUUCAAGUUUCCGCCUUGGGACAAAAUGCCAUCUGCACAUGAAUUUACAUCGGAAGAGGGCGUGGCUCCCUACACGGACACCCGGGAUCUGAGUCUAUCGCCAUACCAGCAGCAAUUCUUCUUGGGUUGGCUACGCGCCAAAGAUGCUGUCCCGCCGCCCUCGCAGUUCCCUAAUGGCAGGGCUGGCAUCGGGCCUUUGAUGUCCAGCACGAGGCCUCUAGAUCUUGUACAGGAUGCAGCUUCGGAUUGCUCAGUGGUUACGAGCUUAUGUGCUGGUAUUGCUCGCUCUGAACGGGGUCACGACGAGAUGCUCACGAACAAGAUAUACCCAUACGAUAAGCACCUUGGAAAGCCAGUAGUCUCAUCUAACGGCAAGUAUAUUGUACGGCUUAAUUUCAAUGGUUGUUGGAGAAAGGUGGUCAUCGACGACAGGUUACCGGUAUCGAGUACCCAUCGGCUGCUGCAUGUCAUCGAUCGCCGCAAUCCAGCGCUCUUGUGGCCGGCAUUACUCGAAAAAGCAUAUCUCAAGGUCCGCGGUGGCUACGAUUUCCCUGGAAGCAGUUCAUGCAGUGAUCUUUGGGCGAUGACCGGCUGGAUACCAGAACAAGUGUUUUUGCAAGAGGCAGAUACAGUUCCAGAGCAGCUAUGGAAGCGUAUAUACAACGCUUUCAUGUAUGGCGAUGUUCUGGUUACUGCAGGUACUGGGAAGAUGUCGACUAGACAGGAGCGCGAACUCGGUCUUGAAGGCCAACACAGCUACGUCGUGCUGGAUAUGAAAGAGACGGAUCAUGACCGACUGUUGCUCAUCAAGAACCCUUGGGUCGAAGGCAAGGGUUGGCGUGGCCCUCGUCCUUCGGCUGUAACGGCCAUGGAUGCGUCUGCGUCUAUCUCCAGUGGUGGCUCUAGUAACAGCCUCGAGAGCUAUCACAGGGACAGUGUUCCGACUCAGGAUCGACCGCACCCAACGACGUUCUGGAUCGGGCUUGAGCAGGUCAUACAGCACUUCGAGAGCCUGUACCUGAACUGGAACCCUGGCCUAUUCCAGUAUCGACAGGAUAUUCAUUUUGAAUGGAAUGUGGAGUCGUCGCCAGGCGGUUGCCUCGUUAAGCAUCCACAAUUCGCCUUUGCUUCUAAACACACCGGCCCCGUGUGGUUUCUCCUUAGUCGCCAUUUCCGAGACACGACAGCAAUUACCAAGGAAGAGUCAGAUGCAUUCAACGACGGGAGUAUCCGCCCUGACUCUCAAGUCAACUCUAACGGAGAUGCACCAAAGGGAUACAUGAGUAUAUCUAUCUGUAAUGGCCAGGGAGAACGACUAUAUAUGAAAGAUACUUACCUAGAGUCGAGCGACUACGUCACAACACCGCAGUGUCUUCUUCGCUGUGACACAGAUGCGCACUCGACCUAUACAGUGGUGAUUGAUCAAGAUGACUUGCCUCCAUCACUGUACAGCUUCUCCCUGUCAGCAUUCGCAAAUUCGCCAAUCACACUGGAACAGGCAGCGCAGCGGUACCCCCUCCAGAAGAUGGAGGAAGGCGCCUGGACGAGGCAGACGGCUGGCGGCGGCACAGACUCGUCGAAAUAUUUUGAUAAUCCUCAGUAUUCGCUCACCGUUCGGGAAUGUGGUUCACUAGCCAUCCUGCUCACGAGUACGAACCACGAGCAUCCCUUACAUGUCAAGCUUGCGCUGGGACACGGAAAGAGAUUAUAUCGUCUCCAGAGUCGCGAUGUACUGGCAGACUCGGGCGAUCACCGCAGUGGAUGUGUCUUAGCGGAGAUUAAGGACCUUCAGCCGGGCUCCUACACAAUCAUUUGCUCGUUGUUUGAAGCUGGUCUGACUGGCGACUACCAACUCCGAGUUGACAGCACGAGCGAGGUAGUUUUGAAGCAAGUCCCACGCGAUGGAGCAGGUCUCCUUUCAAUGAAGCUCACUCCGGCCUGCUUCGGUGCCAACAUACAUAAAAUUGCCGCGCCGUUGUGGCCUAUGCGCUUGGCUUCGUAUACCAUCAUCGCCAGAUUCGCCAAGGCAACAAGUCCUCGUGCUAUGGAUUUGGGCAAGCUAGCGCGCAGCCCGCUUCGACUGAGUGUUGAAAUUGGUCGGGGCCCAGAGCGCAAGUUCAUCAUCGCGAGCGAACAAGGAGAGUACUCGGAUACUGCCACAGUUCGGUCCGAGAGUGUGAACAUUGAUCCGAAGCUCACGACGCAAGGCGAUCUAUGGCUUGUGUUGGAUAGGUUGUCAGGCUCUGGUGGACCAGUAGAAGAAUGGUACGAAGUAGAAAUAUACACGGACACGCCCAAGGCAUGUGAAAUUGGAGUCUGGCGGGAGUGGGACGACUGA